AACUUAGUCCCAUUGCCUACUUUUCAUAGUAAUUGGAUUUUUUGAGUCGGGAUUCCCACCAAACUUAUUUCAAUGGCCGAGAUUGUGGUAGUUUUCGAUUUCGACAAGACGAUCAUCGACUGCGAUAGCGAUAAUUGGGUGAUUGACGAUAUGGGUGCAACCCAGCUCUUCGAAGAGCUUCUUCCUACCAUCCCAUGGAAUUCUCUGAUGGAUAGAAUGAUGCGAGAGCUUCACUCUCAAGGAAAGACUAUUGAAGAAAUUGCAGAUUGUUUGAAAAGGGCUCCUCUAUACCCACAGAUUAUCACAGCCAUCAAAUCAGCUUAUGCUCUUGGGUGUGAUUUGAGGAUAGUGAGCGACGCCAAUCUCUUCUUCAUUGAGACAAUCCUCAAACACCAUGGGCUGAUCCAUUACUUCUCGGAAAUCAACACAAACCCAAGUUUUGUAGAUGAAGAUGGGAAGCUUAGGAUCUUCCCUUACCAUGAUUUCACCUCUUCUCCUCAUGGCUGCACCUGCAGCCACUGCCCCCCAAACAUGUGCAAGGGUCUUAUCAUGGAGCGAAUUCGUGCAUCUGUGCUCAAGGACGGGAAGAAGCGGUUCAUCUACCUGGGCGAUGGAAAGGGUGAUUUCUGCCCCUCUUUGAAGCUAGGAGAAAGAGACCAUGUGAUGCCGAGGAGGAACUACCCCUUGUGGGAUCUCAUUUGUGAUAAUCCAUUGCUUCUCGAGGCAGAGAUCCAUGAAUGGGGCAAUGCAGAAGAGCUUGAGAGAGUUCUACUUCAUCUCAUAAAUGAAAUCUCUUCUGUUGAAGACACCAACAACAACAUCAACUCUUCUCAGUUGCUUUCAAUUGAUUGCAAGUUCAAGACAAUUCCAGUCUCUUCACAUGAAGUUCUUCCACGGCCUCUCCCAAUGCCUCACUAACCAUGCAUAUGACCCUUCUAACAGUUUUUUUUUAAAAAAAUUAAACUUUGGCAAAUGGCUAUAAAAUAAAUGCCUGAUUUUAUUUUCUUUUUCUUUUUUCAUUUAAACAGUGGCAAGCAAGCUACUUGAUAUGUAUGUGUCCUUUAAAUGGGAUGUCGAAAGAGUAUUAUGUAUCUCACUUCCCUUCCAUGGA
This is a messenger RNA of Magnolia sinica, 1111 nucleotides long. Its product is annotated as inorganic pyrophosphatase 1-like. Gene Ontology annotation, molecular function: phosphatase activity. Bases 73 to 918 code for a protein of 281 amino acids. The record is from RefSeq and is a predicted model, not a curated record. NCBI's taxonomy places the organism in Eukaryota, Viridiplantae, Streptophyta, Magnoliopsida, Magnoliales, Magnoliaceae. The transcript has 4 exons.